Esox lucius (northern pike) is the source of this 2609-nucleotide messenger RNA. It is a transcript of the gene glrbb, whose product is annotated as glycine receptor, beta b. Gene Ontology annotation, cellular component: postsynaptic membrane; synapse; neuron projection. Gene Ontology annotation, molecular function: neurotransmitter receptor activity; transmembrane signaling receptor activity; extracellularly glycine-gated chloride channel activity. NCBI's taxonomy places the organism in Eukaryota, Metazoa, Chordata, Actinopteri, Esociformes, Esocidae. Bases 345 to 1856 code for a protein of 503 amino acids. Gene Ontology annotation, biological process: chemical synaptic transmission; chloride transmembrane transport; nervous system process. The transcript is spliced from 10 exons. The record is from RefSeq and is a predicted model, not a curated record.
CCGUGGUGCUGUCUUUCAGCCUGCUACUGCGCAUGUUGCAUGACAUGUGCACACGAAAUCCUCCAUCUUGGCGGUCUAUUACUGGGGCGAAAAGGUAUUUGGCACACAUACAUUCAAUCAAAAUAAAAAAUAAAAACAAGACCGUGUGAAAAGAAAAUUUGGAAAAUUGCCGAUAUGUGAUUUUAGUGGGAAACAAAUUUAAACCACUCCUUCGAAUGAAUGACGGACAAGGGAGACCAGAAUGACAAAUAUGGACCGCGUAUGGCCAUAAAGGAAGAAUAACGACCACUUACACUGUCAGUUAUACCGGUUCUAGUGACGAAUUAACUAGUACAGAAAACGAAAUGGCACAUGGUAUGACGAAGAUUUUUGUGAAAAAGCUGGCCAUCUUCCUCCUGGUCCUCUUCAUUUGGAUAGAGGGCGGAUCUACCAAAGAAAAAGGCACAAAGAAGGGAAAGAAGAAAGGGAAGCAAGUGUACUGUCCUUCGCAGCUGACACCUGAGGAUCUUGCACGGGUCCCUGAGAACUCAACAAGUAACAUCUUGAACAAGUUACUGAUCACCUAUGAUCCUCGAAUCAGGCCCAACUUCAAAGGGAUCCCUGUGGAGGAUAGAGUGAACAUAUUCAUAAACAGCUUUGGGUCAAUACAAGAGACCACUAUGGAUUACAGAGUAAACAUAUUUCUGAGGCAGCGAUGGAACGAUCCCAGACUAAGGCUACCUCAGGAUUUUAAGUCUGACUCACUGACAGUGGAUCCCAAGAUGUUCAAAUGUCUUUGGAAGCCUGAUCUGUUCUUCGCUAAUGAGAAGAGCGCCAACUUCCACGACGUUACCCAGGAGAACAUUCUUCUCUUCAUCUUCCGCAAUGGAGACGUUCUAAUUAGCAUGAGGUUGUCAGUCACUUUAUCCUGUCCUCUGGACCUAACACUGUUUCCCAUGGAUACGCAACGCUGUAAAAUGCAGCUGGAAAGCUUUGGCUAUACGACAGAUGACCUGCAGUUCAUGUGGCAGACGGGGGACCCUGUCCAGAUGGAGGAGAUCGCUCUGCCCCAGUUUGAUAUCAGACAGGAGGAUAUCGAGUACGGCAAUUGCACCAAGUUCUAUGCAGGCACAGGAUACUACACAUGCGUGGAGGUGAUCUUCACUCUGAGGAGGCAGGUGGGGUUCUACAUGAUGGGUGUCUACGCUCCCACACUCCUCAUUGUGGUCCUGUCCUGGCUCUCCUUCUGGAUAAACCCUGAUGCCAGCGCCGCCAGGGUCCCUCUGGGGAUUCUGUCCGUGCUCUCCCUGUCUUCGGAGUGCACAUCCCUGGCCUCGGAGCUGCCCAAGGUGUCUUACGUGAAGGCAAUCGACAUCUGGCUGAUCGCCUGCCUGCUGUUUGGCUUUGCCUCACUGGUGGAGUAUGCUGUGGUGCAAGUCAUGCUCAACAACCCCAAACGCAUUGAGGCAGAGAAGGCCAAAAUGGCGUCCAAGGAAAAGGCUGUGGGCAAGGAGAAGGCGGUGGGCAAGGACAACACAGUGAAUGGCACCAGCGGGACGCCCUGUCAUGUCAGCACCCUGCAGGUGGCAGAGACCCGGUGCAAAAAGGUGUGCACCUCCAAGUCAGACCUACGGACCAACGACUUCAGCAUCGUGGGCUCGCUGCCACGGGACUUCGAGCUCUCAAACUUUGAUUGCUACGGGAAGCCCAUCGCCUUACCACACGGCCUGAGCAAAGGCCAGGCCAAGGCCAAAAAACCGCCUCCGCCCAAGCCUGUCAUUCCCUCCGCUGCAAAGCGGGUCGACCUCUAUGCGCGGGCCCUCUUUCCCUUCUCCUUCCUCUUUUUCAACGUCAUUUAUUGGUCUGUGUACUUGUGAUCAGGGAUGAAUUGUCAGGAUUUUUGGCACGGCCAAACCCAACGUUUUCUACUCUCUUCUUGUGAUCAUCUUGUAUUUUGAUCCAUUCUUUCUAGUUGAGUUGUUCAUUUCUUUAUCCAUUUAUAUUAAACUAUAUAUAAUUAACAAUCAUUAUUAUUAUUAUUAUCGGCAACUAUAAAAAUCUGUCAUUCAUGAAUUCAUGGUUAUUGGCGCUAGGAAGAGCGGAAAAGUAUCCCAGGUGAAAUUAUACAGAUGAAAGGUAUAUGAAUGAUUUUACAAUUUGAAUUAAGAAUUAAUUCAAAUAAAAUGUCUAUUUAAAAUAUAUUAAGAAUAACAAGUAUAUUGUCAAUUAGAAAUGGAUAUCAAAUAUGAUGUAUUGACAAUAUUGUAAAUACCCAGGUGCUUUGCUUUUUGCAGCAAAGGGACAAGAACUUGCUAGCAAGUUUGAUAAGAGGGCCUUGGCACCAAGUUUACAAUUGCAUGUAAAAACUGACCUAUAUGAAUAUCAAUAAAGCAUAUUAUAUCUAUGAAAGUUUAUUAACAUUAUGAUAUUAUUAUUCUCUCCAAGUCUCCUGUGGAUAUGUGAAACACCUUGCCCUUGUUCAGAUGGAUAUAUGACAUUGUCCUUACAAGAAUAGUAACUUUUAUCAUCUCACUACAUAUAUCAUGUUUAAAUGGGUUUACAAACUGAUCAUGUACAGAUGUGAUGUACAAGUUUACAACUAAACCAAUAAAUGUUUAUAUGACUCACAA